UAUAAAUAAAAGUGUGAAAUGUCUUAUCUUAUCUUGUAGGACCCAGUUUAUAAGUGGAAACACGAAUAUAUUGUACGAGUUCAGCUAUUUUCUUACCUACAGGUGUAUAUCAAUGGCGUACACUCACGAAGUACUGAGCAUCGUGCUGGUAUGUUUUGUGGGUUAUGCGGUCAGUGCAGGCACUACCAGAGGAACUACGGUAUACCAUGAACCAUCCAUAUCCGCCGGCAUACGGUUCGGCUAUGAUGCUGUCCUGCACUAUCUCAUUGCUCAAACGUCCGGCACGUGCUUUAUGGCUCCACUGAACCACGACGAAAUGGACCAUAUUCAUACAACUAGAGGACUAGAAGAUCUUGAGAUAAAAAUGGUGCGAGAAUGGAUUGGACAAUUCGCAGAAACCAGAAUUUACCAUGGCGAUCCAAAUCUACCAGAAGAUACCAGGAAAAUGUGUUCAAACAGAGAUAUCUUUCUUCUACAGAGAGACGUCGAUACAUCGUCCCCUCUGUCCCCUCUUGCGACUGCACAACCAUGAUCACUGACGAAAUAUUGUUUAUGUAAUAGACUAAGUCCGUCAAAUGGAAAAUAAAAAUAUUAAAAAAUGAAACAAUGUAUAU
This is a messenger RNA of Mercenaria mercenaria, 614 nucleotides long. RefSeq lists its product as uncharacterized. Bases 113 to 532 code for a protein of 139 amino acids. The transcript is spliced from 4 exons. The record is from RefSeq and is a predicted model, not a curated record. Lineage: Eukaryota; Metazoa; Mollusca; Bivalvia; Venerida; Veneridae.